Molecule: messenger RNA, 5570 nt
Organism: Lemur catta (Ring-tailed lemur)
Lineage: Eukaryota; Metazoa; Chordata; Mammalia; Primates; Lemuridae
Product: mucin-4-like
Exons: 26
Coding region: 39-5219 (1726 amino acids)
Biological process (GO): cell-matrix adhesion
Source: RefSeq, a predicted model, not a curated record
UUGACAUCUCUGCAACAGCUGGCCCAACAAGGCAGUCAAUGCCAACACCACUUUUUAGCACCAUCUCUGCUCAAGAAUCUUCCACUGCUUUCCCCAUAGGUCACACUCAAGCCACACAGACCACACAAGAAUCCCAAACCAUGAGGUUGGUCUCCCCCAUGACUGACACCAUCAAGAAAGUCACAACUACAGCUUCUUCUUUUAUACCCAGUGGAUACUCACCCUCAGGAAGUGUUCCCCAGGAUGCAUCCACCACAGGUGAAGUGACAACCUUCACUCCAGCACCCUCUGGAGAUGGUCACACAACCCAGGCCACAACCACAGGAUUGUGGGCAGCAUCAACCAGCCCUGAUAUCUCUCUGGAACCCUUAGGAGGCACAUCACGUUUUGUAACAGGCACCAUUCCUCAGGUCACUACUGUAGUCUCAACAUCGGGGGGCCCAGGAGGACAAUUGACAGUACCUUCUGCCAGCACCUCACCUGAUGUCAAACCAGUGAUUACCCAAACCCAUCAGACUCAAGCCACAGAGACAUCUGGAGAAACACAGACCAGCAAACAGGCCUCCUCCACGUCACACACCAUCUCAGCGGGCGCAGCUAACCCUUCCUCAUCCAUGGCAGGCGACAGAACAUCAGGAAGUGUGUCCUCAGUAACGUCCACCUCAGGUAGGAUCACAAGCUUCUCACUGACUCCCUCCAGUGACAGCCAAACAACUCAGGGGACAACUGAAUUCUUGUCUACCUCAACCAGUCAUGACACCAGCCCAGGAGCCGUGGGAAUGGUGUCUAUGAUUGUCUCCAGCACUUUUUCCACCAUCUCUAAGGUCUCAACUGCAGGAGAACUGACAGAACAGUCAAGCACAACUUCUUCUGGCACCUCUCUUCAGGAAAUGUCAGCCAUUCCCCACAUGCCUCAGACCUGGAGUAUAGGAACUAGCGCAGGAUCUGAAACCAUGAGCUCAGGGUCCUCCCAGGUGACUGACACCUUCUCAACGGUCACAUCCUCACCUCUUUUAUCCACAACAAAUGGGCUGACAUCUCCACAAACUGAGGCCCACAUUUUGUCACCUUCAGGUACCAGCACAACCCUUAUUUCCACCGCAUUCAAUGAGAGUCACCAGAGCCACACAAUAAUGCCCACGUUGUCACCUGGGACUACUGAAGGGCCACCUGCUGUUAUUGGCUCCACCACCCUGAGGGAUGUAGCCACUCAUCAACCUUCCACAGUUUUGUCCACCAGUGGAGAAGUUCUGACAACAAGCACAAGCUCGAUCACCCAAGAGAACAUGACCACAGUGGUCAUUCCCCCUGUACAUUCUGGCAGCAUCUCUUUGACAGAUACCACCCAAGUCCCCACCUCCUCAGUGGGUGUCUCAGGCACAUCCAGCCCUGAGCAUCCUGCCACUACUCAAAAGGUAGCCUCCACCACCAACCCCAGGACAAAUCCAAUACAUGUAAAUUCUUCAGUCAAUGAGAGCAGUAGCACUGGUUCUACACUAACUUUGUCAUUUUCACCUACAAUGUAUCCUUUGAUCAAGACCACUCUUGAAACUUCUUCAGCAUCCCCUGGUCCUGCAGUCACCUGGAGCUCCCACACCCUAUCCACAGGUCUCACCUCUCCUCUGUCUGUUAUCAGCAAAUCCUCACCAUCCACAGCAUCUUCAAGCUCCCCUAUGAAUCCUGGGGCUUCAGUAACAACCACAGCCUCACUGAGGACUGACGGUGGGAGAAGCACGGCAACACCGCUACCCUCAACAACCUCCCAGACUCUUCCCACCUCCACCCCCAGCACAUCCACGGGCAGCCAUGCAACAGCUUUCCCAGUCCCUCUGCAGCCGCAGAAAGGCGUUUCCCUCUUCGCCUACGGGCCGCGCGUCGGAGACCUGAAGUUCGUCAGGAGGACUGAGGACUUCACCUCGCCGCUCUUCGCGCCCCGGAUCGGCUUCCCGCUCGGCUCCUCGCUCCGGGAUUCCCUCUACUUCACAGAUAAUGGCCAGAUCAUUUUCCCCGACUCAGACUACCAGAUUUUCUCCUACCCCCACCCACCCCGAAGAGGCUUCACAGGCUGGGACCCUGUGGCCCUGGUGGCUCCGUUCUGGGACGAUGCUGACUUCUCCAGCGGCUGGGGGACUACGUAUUACCAGGAAUACGAGACACUCUAUGAUGAAUAUUACCCGCUAGUCCAGGAGGUGGAGUCUUUGAUUAAAAAGGUCACAAACUCCUGGGACUACAAAGCCAGGUGGACCCUGAAGGUCACAUGGGUCGAUGCCCCCACCUACCCCGCCGAGUGGACCUUCGGGCAGAAGUUCACUGAUGACCCAUUUUGGACAAGGCGUGUGCUUUCAGAGAACCUCCAGUCUCACCUGCUGCAGACCAACACCUACCAGGCCAUCCUCUCCACGGACGGGAGCAGGUCCUACACCCUGUUCCUCUACCAGAGCGGCGGUAUGCAGUGGGACGCGACCCGGCGCCCAGGCACCUCCGUCCUCAUGGGCUUCUCCAGUGGAGACGGGUAUUUCGAAAACAGCCUGCUGAUGUCCCGGCCACUGUGGGAGAGGUAUCGUCCAGACCAAUUCCUGGAUUCCAGCUCAGGUCUCCGGGGGCUCCAGUUCUACAGGCUACACAAGGAGAAAAGGCCCAACUACCGUCUCAAAUGCCUACAGUGGUUGAAGAGCUCACCCCCGUGGCCCAGGUGGGGCAGAAACCAGAUCUCCUGCCCUUGCUCCUGGCAGCAGGGACUGUGGGACUUACGAUUCCAGCCUGUCAGCAUAGGCAGGUGGGGCCAGAGCGGCAGGCAGCUGUGCCGCUUCUCCUCCUGGCAGGGAGGCGUGUGCUGCAGCUACGGGCUCUGGGGAGAGCUUCGUGAAGGCUGGAGAGUGCAGAGCCCUUGGCAGUUUGACCGGGAACUGGAGCCGCAGAACUGGUGCUGCCGCUGGAAUGACAAGCCCUACCUCUGCACCCAGUACUGGCAGAGGCGACCCCGCAUUGGCUGUGCUGGAUACAGGCCCCCACGGCCCGCCUGGCUGUUUGGGGACCCCCACAUCACUACCUUGGAUGGCGCCAAUUACACCUUCAAUGGGCUGGGGGACUUCCUGCUGCUCCGAGCCUGGGACAGAAACUCCUCCUUCCUGCUACAGGGCCGCACUGCCCAGACAGCCUCGGUCCAGGCCACCAACUUCAUUGCCUUUGCGGCUCAGUACCACUCCAGCAGCCUGGGCCCCAUCACGGUUCAAUGGUUCCUUGAGCCCAAUGACACCAUCCGUGUUCUGCUCAAUAACCAGACUGUGACAUUUGAGACUAAGCACGAAGAUGGAGAAGGCCGGGAGAUAUUCAACGCCACCGGGGUCCUCCUGACCCGCAACGGCUCCCUGGUGUCAGCCAGCUUCGAUGGGACGACAGCCAUCACAGUGACUGCUCUCUCCAACAUCCUCCAUGCCUCCUCCAGCCUCCCAGAGGAGUAUCAAAACCACACGGAGGGCCUCUUGGGGGUCUGGAACGACAAUCCAGAAGACGACUUCAGGAUGCCCAAUGGCUCCACCCUUUCCCCAGAGAGCUCUGAGGAGGCGCUUUUUCACUACGGAAUGACCUGGAAAAUCAACGAAACAAGCCUCGUUGGUGAGAGGAACGACCAUCUCCCCUCCAACUUCACCCCUGUCUUCUUUUCCCAACUGUCGAGAAACAACUCCUUGUAUGACAAUGUGGUCUCCAGCUGUAAUGGACAGAGACAGUGCAUCUAUGACGCCCUGCUCACGGGCCACACAAGCACUGGACUUGACACGAUGAUGCUCUUUAAAAGAUACCAAGAGAUGAACGCCACCCUCAAUCAGUACCCGCCCUCUAUCCAUGGUCCUCAUGUGCUUGAAACCUACCAGGGGCAGACCAGGCGGGUUCAGUACACCAGCAACGCUGAGAAUGUCACAUUCUCCCUUGGAAACGACUGCACUGACAUUAAGCUCUUUGAGAAUGGGACAUUGCUAUGGACACCAAAGUCAUUGACACCAUGCACUCUGGAGAUUCUAGCAAGAAGCGCCAAGGUUGGCUUAUCAUCCGUUCUCCAGCCCAAGACCGUGGUCUGCGCUUGCAGUGCAGAGAGCCAGUGUUCAUAUAACAAGACCAGCAGGGUGGGCAAUUCCUCCCUCGAGGUGGCUGGUUGCAAGUGUGAUGGGGACACCUUUGGCCCCUACUGCGAACACUCCAAGGACCCUUGUGAGGAGCAGUGCUUCCCGAAUGUCAGCUGCACUCCUGGGCAGGGCUGUGGUGCCUGCCCCCCAAACCUCACUGGGGAUGGGCGUCACUGUGCAGCUCUGGAGAACUCUUUCAUCUGUCAGAACAAGUCCUGUCCUGUGAACUACUGCUACAACCAUGGCCACUGCUACAUCUCCCAGACUCUGGGCUGCGAACCCAUGUGUACUUGUCCCCCGGCCUUCACUGACACCCGCUGCUUCCUGGCUGGGAACAACUUCACUCCAACCACAAGUUCAGAGCUUCCCUUAAGAGUCAUCCAGCUCUCACUCAGUGAAGAUGAAAAUGCCUCCAUGGCAGACGUCAACGCCUCGGUGGCAUACAGACUGGGGACCCUGGCGGUGAGGGCCUUUCUCCAAAACAGCAAAGUGGAACAAAUCCGUUCCCCAGCACCAGCCUCCGGAAGCUCCACUCAACACUGGAAGGUCACCUCAAAGUUCCAGUACCGCCCCUGGGGCCCUGUCAUCCACUUCCUAAAUGACCAGCUGCUGGAUGCGGUGGUGGAGGUGUUCUUACACCAGGUGCCGACCAGGAGGUGGAAGAGGAGUGAGAGGUCCAGGAACAACGUGGUCUUCCACCCCAUCUCCAGGGAAGACGUGCAUGAUGAGAUGGCUCUGAACGUGAGCACGCUGAAGACUUACUUCAGCUGCAGUGGCUACAGGGGCUACCACAUGGUCUACAGCCCCCAGAGCGGCCUCACCUGCGUGUCCCCGUGCAGUGAGGGCCACUGCGAUCACGGAGGCCAGUGCCAGCACCUGCCGGAGGGGCCCCGCUGCAGCUGUGUGUCCUUCACCAUCUACACGGCCUGGGGCGAGCGCUGUGAGCACCUGAGUGUGAAACUCGGCGCGUUCUUCGGGAUCCUCUUUGGGGCCCUGAGCGUCCUCUUGCUGCUGGGGGUUGCGGCGUUUGUGGUCCUGCGCUUCUGGGGCUGCUCCACGACCAAGUCCUACGACUACCACCUGGACUCGGAAAGCUGAGGCCUCGCCCAAAGGACAGCUGUGGCCUAGGAUACCUCAGGACCCACCCCAUCCUCACCGCACACUGCAGGAGCCAUUGCUUUGGGGAGAUGAAAGGGGAAGGUGACUGAAAAUGAUCGGGAUUCUUCAAAGAGAAUGAAUAAUGGGUAUAAGGACAGCACUGCCCUGUCAGUAGGCACAGGCACCCAGGAAGAGGCCAUAAAGACCAAAUACAUGAAUGGAUGGGGUCUUCACACACACACAUACACACACACCAGAGUUAAUAAUGGGGUGAUAGCCCUAAGUUAAGCACAGUGCUUCUGCACACAAAACUCUGGUUUACUUCUAAUUAAAGUCUAUUUAAAUAAAGUC